Lampris incognitus (smalleye Pacific opah) is the source of this 3357-nucleotide messenger RNA. RefSeq lists its product as uncharacterized. The transcript has 20 exons. The record is from RefSeq and is a predicted model, not a curated record. Bases 1 to 2412 code for a protein of 803 amino acids. Gene Ontology annotation, molecular function: microtubule motor activity; ATP binding; microtubule binding. Gene Ontology annotation, biological process: microtubule-based movement. NCBI's taxonomy places the organism in Eukaryota, Metazoa, Chordata, Actinopteri, Lampriformes, Lampridae.
AUGCAGAGUCUAUUGGCCGUGUCUGCAGAGUCUCAGCUGUCAAAUACGAGUGAGGUGGACCAGGGACCUGAUAGGUCGAAAGGUGUUAAAAUCUACAUUCCCUAUGAGUCCGCUGAACUCUGCAUCACUCAGAUAGCAGAGGACAUGGCGGCCAUGAAAGCCAGACACCUGGAAAUGGUACAGGAGCUAGAGGGAAACUUUCAAACUGCAGUACGUGAGAACCAGGAGCAGACUGUCCAGAAGCUCAGAGCUCACCACCACAACAAGCUGAAUGCUUUGAGGAGGAUCCUUGACAUCUACCAGGAGAAGGUGGACAGGAGGAACACGGGCUGGGAGAAGAGCGUCAUGGCCUUGACCACACAGAAGGAGCAUCUGCUGGAGGAGCAGAGAGCCGAGAGACAGAGGAGCAGAGAAGAGGCCCUGCAGUGGCACAGAGAAAAGAGCAAAAUGCUAGAGCUCUUCUCCAGCAGGCUAGACCUCCUCCACAGCCACCAGGCCUCUACGCUGCAGGAAUUGCAGAUGGCCAGGCAGGAAGUGGGGAGGGUCCAAGAGAUGCUGAUGACGUCAUCGAAGGAGGAGGAGCCACAGGAAGCCACUCAGGAAGGUGAAACCUCAGAGAACAAAGGACCCCAACAACCUGUGGCCUGCAAUGAGCCAGACAUACCACUAGAGGGGGCUAAAGCUCGUCUGGAGGAGCUGAAGGAGAGUCUGUACCAGAGGGAGAGAGAGAUCACUGAGCUGCUGGAGGCAGAGAGGAGCCCCCUUCCUCCCAUCCAGCAGCCAGCCUGCACGGUUCUGCUGUCCACUGUCAUACACAAGGCUCACGUAAUACUAUGCAGUGCGCCGGCUGAGACCAGAACUCUGUUGAACCAGAUGAUUGAAGACAAUCAAGCUGCUUUGCUUCAAGCCAGAGACAAACUGGAUCAUCCGCAGAUGCCCGCAGCAGAUCGCAGUCCCAACGGGGAUGAGAACGACAGCCAAAAUAGCUCAGAAGAAUGUGAGUCCGGCUUGUCCUUGCUACAGGAGAAAGUAAGGGAGCAUGAGAUUGUUCAGAUGGCUUUAGAUUGUAUCCGAACAGGUGAAGUCCCUGCAACCACUGACUGUGAAGCGGCAUCAGACUUGGCCAGCAUCCUGGGAAGAGGCAGAAUCCAUUCGUCAGACGGAGUGAAGACUGUUGGACAGCAGCUCCUCCUGUUGCAAGAUCAGUUGAAGCACAUGAAAGAAGAAAAUAAGAAGGUAAUCGAGAACUACACCUCAGAGAGGACAAUGAGGAAGAAGUUCUACAAUAUGGUGGAAGACAUGAAAGGUAAAAUUCGGGUGUUCUGCCGAAUUCGACCACAAAACCGAGCUGAGGCAGCUCAGGAUGAGGCCUCGGUCGUGGAGAAGCUGGAUGAUUACUCCGUCAUCGUGGAGACCCCCCGGGGGCCGCGGGAGUUCCAGUUUGACAAGGUGUUCAGCACAGACAGUUCCCAAGAAGACCUGUUUCAGGACUCCAGCAGACUGAUCCAGUCUGCCAUCGAUGGUUACAAUGUCUGCAUCUUUGCGUAUGGCCAGACAGGCUCGGGGAAGACCUUCACCAUAGUCGGGGACAAGGAGCAGAGAAACCCAGGCAUCAUGCCCAGAGCUUUUACGGCUAUAUUUGAUAUCAUACAGGAGAACAGAACCAAAUUUGAAUUCAAGGUUUCAGCCUACAUGCUGGAGCUGUACAACGACAGGCUCCAGGACCUCUUUGUGAGUCUGGCUGGUGAGGCCCAUGCACAGGUCCAGUCCCAUGGUCCGCCCAGGCGUGUGGAGAUCAAGAGGAACAGAAAGGGGGUUGUGUUCGCCCAAGGAGCAGAGACAAAGGAGGCUUCCAGCGCCCAGGAGCUUUACGCUCUGUUCCAGCAGGCCUGCGCCAACCGACACAUCUCUGCCACCAAGAUGAACGUGGAGAGCUCCCGUUCCCACCUCAUUGUUGGCAUCAUGGUGGAAAGCAGGAAUCUGACCAACGACAGUGUGAGCUAUGGGAAGCUGAGCCUCGUAGACCUGGCUGGCAGUGAGAGAGCAGCCAAGACUGGUGCCAAGGACCACCAGCUCAAGGAAGCAAACUCUAUAAACAAGUCUCUGAGUGCCCUGGGUGAUGUGAUCUCAGCUCUGUCCUCCGAGCUUCCCCACGUCCCCUACAGGAACAGCAAAUUGACCCAGGUCAUGCAGGACUCUUUGGGGGGCAACGCCAAAACACUCAUGAUUGUCAACAUCUCUCCAUCAGAGUGCAACCUUGACGAUACCAUGACGUCACUCAUUUAUGCAACGAGAGUGAGAGCCAUCACCAACAACGCUCAAAGGAACCUGGACAGCAAAGAGAUCACCCAGCUUAAAGAGGUGAUCGCGAAGCUGAGGUCAGGACAGACAGUGGAAGAGGAGGAGGUUUGACCCGUCAUAAGUUUUAGUGGCAAAACUGGGAUACGAGUUUAACACUAGGGCUUUAAAAUAAUCGUUUGAGUAGACAUACUUUUAAUGAACCGUGUGUGUGUUUGUAUUGAUAAUGAAGAAAUAAGUAUCCUAGGGCACAUUUGCUUCUGUGCCCGCUGAGUCAAACCGGGGGCAUAACUGCAGAGACAGAGAGAGAGAGGGAAACAGGAACCGUGGCAUUCAGGGCAUUGCGUGCCAGGGCGUUAAUAGGAGUUCGCUACGUCUGUUGAAUGAGGCCCCCACAACACUGGGUCCCCUGUAGGACCAGCAGGCAAUUAGGAAGUCACUUGGCUAAUCAGUUUGUUUUGCUAUUGUGGGGGGAUGAGAGCCAUUCACCGUGCAGGACAUUAGGGCUUGCUUGGCAGGUGAAACCUCAGGGGCUGAACCGCUCUGUAUCCCUACUGUCACGCAGUCAAACCCCCAUUGCAGGGAACAGACGGGGUCACUCUCAGACUCGGCCCUGUGAUUGUUUUUGUUGUUCUGGGUGGUGUGUUUUUUUUAUUCAGAAGAAAAGAGGGGCUCACUAAAAUUAGAGCUGAAACUGGAGCAUUGUGGAACGGUGGUGGGAAGAGGUUUGGGAGAGUGAGGGUAAGCAAAGGGGGACGGAUUUUGCAGGUGCACAGGUUGAACAUUUGGACACUUUUCCGCAUACAUUUGCUGGCAUUUCAGAGAAACACACAGAAGACCGCUCAGUAUUACAGCGGCUAACAGAGUAUCAUGCCCACAGCAUAUGCACAUAGAGAGAUAAUAUUGAACAUUGUGAUCGUUUCCCUUUAAGUCCACUGGUGUGGUUUCCUUUUUGGGCAUGACGCUUCAUGGGUUUAAUUUUCUCGUCAGCUCUGUGUCAUUGUAUUUUUUCCACUUUGGACGUUGUCUAAAAGAAAUAAUAAAUUAGAUGAUGUGUUA